UGGGAAGACAGGACUGUGGCAAAAAGGCCAACAAAUGCCUAAGUACAGUAGCAGCUGUUUUCAGAUCUAUUUUACCGCCAAGCAGGAAUGCAGGCCCACUGUCGGAUCAUUAUUUAUUCCGAGGCCGGAUUUCUGGCUUUCUUGCGAGAUCUCCUGAUUUUUAAGUAUUUCCAGUCAAAACAAGACUGCCUUCAAAUGCAGCCCACCAGCAGCGGAUUUGCAAACUCUAGCGUAAACAAAAGUGGGAGGCUGAUGAGGCGGGUAAUACCUUAGUUAGACAAAGACAGCCGAGAAACAAGGAAUUUUUAUGUAAGGCGAGAAUGAGGUUCUCCGCCGUAGGGUUUGGGCUUGAGGGCCGGGACUCCCGGAAAGACGCUGGAAAUAAAUGCUGGGUGGCGUCAAAGCAGAGCAGGGCCAGGCGGCGGGAGGGCGCGCUGCCGUCCCAGUUGUGGCUGGCCACUCCACCCAGCGCUUUUGGGGGUUUCUCAAGCAGCGUCCACACAAUGGUGUAGGGCGGUAGGGGCUGGCCGGGAUGAAGGGGACGACUGGCUGCGCAUUCCCUCACCAGCUCCUUUAGAGCCAAGUGGGCCGCAGGAAAUCACCCAACCCUUUCCCCGCUUCCGGAAGACCCUCCUCCUCCCAGGCAAAGCUUCCCGCUCGGCGAUCUACUUCUUUCCCUACUCAGGCCCCUCCCCGCUUCCCCAGUCCUACGACUUCCGUUUGCCUGGUCUUUUGGGAAACAGCCGACUUCCGGCCUCGCAGCGGUGGGCGGAGCUAAGAUGGCUGAGCAGAGACUCGCGACGAGAACUCAGUUUCCUGCAUCUGCUGAAUCUCUAAAACCCCGGCUGAAAAAAGAGUUUCCUAUUUUGGAGAAGCAGAACUGGUUGAUACAUCUCCACUAUAUCCGGAAGGAUUAUGAAGCAUGCAAGGAUGUUAUCAAAGAACAGCUUCAGGAAACUCAGGGGUUAUGUGAAUAUGCUAUCUAUGUCCAAGCAUUGAUAUUUCGCCUGGAAGGAAAUAUCCAAGAAUCCCUAGAACUCUUUCAGACUUGUGCUGUUCUCAGCCCUCAGUCUGCUGAUAACCUCAAGCAGGUGGCCAGAUCUUUAUUUCUUUUGGGAAAACAUAAAGCUGCCACUGAAGUAUAUAAUGAAGCAGCUAAACUUAACCAGAAAGAUUGGGAGAUCUGUCAUAACCUAGGAGUUUGCUACAUUUACCUGAAACAGUUGGACAAGGCACAAGACCAGUUGCACAACGCCCUACAUCUUAACAGGCAUGAUCUGACUUACAUAAUGCUGGGCAAGAUCCACUUGCUGGAGGGAGACUUGGACAAGGCCAUCGAAAUCUACAAGAAAGCAGUGGAGUUCUCACCAGAAAAUACAGAACUUCUCACAACUUUAGGAUUACUCUACCUCCAGCUCGGCAUUUACCAGAAGGCAUUUGAACAUCUUGGAAAUGCACUGACUUACGACCCCACCAACUACAAGGCCAUCUUGGCAGCAGGCAGCAUGAUGCAGACCCAUGGGGACUUUGAUGUUGCCCUCACCAAAUACAGAGUUGUAGCCUGUGCUGUUCCAGAAAGUCCUCCACUCUGGAAUAACAUUGGAAUGUGUUUCUUUGGCAAGAAGAAAUACGUGGCAGCUAUCAGCUGCCUGAAACGAGCCAACUACUUGGCACCCUUCGAUUGGAAGAUUCUGUAUAAUUUGGGCCUUGUCCACUUGACUAUGCAGCAGUAUGCAUCAGCCUUCCAUUUUCUCAGUGCAGCCAUCAACUUCCAGCCAAAGACGGGGGAGCUCUACAUGCUCUUGGCUGUGGCUCUGACCAAUCUGGAAGACACAGAGAACGCCAGGAGAGCCUACGCAGAAGCAGUCCGCCUGGAUAAGGGUAACCCUUUGGUAAACCUGAACUAUGCUGUGCUGCUGUACAACCAGGGAGAGGAGAGGGGCGCCCUGGCCCAGUACCGGGAGAUGGAGAAGAAAGUCAACCUACUCAAGGACAGUAGCUCUCUGGAAUUUGACCCAGAGAUGGUGGAGAUGGCCCAGAAGUUGGGAGCUGCUCUCCAGGUCGGGGAGGCACUGGUCUGGACUAAACCAGUUAAAGAUCCCAAAUCAAAGCAGCGGACCACUUCAACCAGUAAAGCCGCCAGUUUCCAGCAGCCUCUGGGUUCUAAUCAAGCUCUAGGACAGGCAAUGUCUUCAGCAGCCGCACAUAGGAAGCUCCCCUCAGGUGCCGGAGGAACAUCCCAGCUCACAAAGCCACCAUCUCUUCCUCUGGAGCCAGAGCCCACUGUGGAAGCACAACCAACUGAAGCAUCAGCACAAAUAACAGAAAAAUAGGUGUAGGAUGAACCCAGAGUUGGGGUUUCUUUGGCGAGGAUGUUCCAGAUUAGGAAAGGUCCCAUGACACAGGCAGCACGGAGGCCAGCACGUUCCCUGGGCAUCGUGAACUAGAACGCAGAACGUGCUAUGAUGAUCACGAGGAGCCUGAGGCCUACGCAGUCCCCUGCUGCCCCAUCAGCUAGGAAGGAGAGAGAAGAUGGCCCAGACAGGUUCCCUAAGAAUUGAGAGCAAGGCUUCGGCUCUAUGUAUGUAGUGCCAAGAGCCAGCAGGGCAUGUGAUGCUAUCUGCGUUGGAAAGGACUUUAUCUCCUGGCUGGCUGACCCCUUCCUCUGUGGAAGGAAAGUCUGAGACAGACCUCUGCGCAGUAGUCCUGUCAUGACAUAGCCUUGUCUGUCUUAGCUGAGCUGAUCCUUGGGCUGUGUGGUAUAUCAGCCACUGAAGCAAACACAAAUCUUGGAUUAAUAAUCCAGCUCUAAUAGUCUAAAUUUAAAAGAAAAAAAAAUAAUGAUGAAACAAGCUCUUUAAAUUGAGGCCCAACCUAUUGAGUAUCCCAGCUGCACUUGCCCAAGAGCAUCCAGAACAAGUCCCUAUAUCUUGUUCUUGAGAGAUCAGAGUGUAGAGCCAGAUCAUGUCAGUAUGAAAAGAAGUAGAGAUGAAGGGCUGGUCUGGUAUCAGCACCAAGGAUUUAAAAAAAAGGAAGAGCUGCUUAACUGAGGAAUUUUUAAUUUGACAAUCAAUGAUACCACUGACCAGAUGUUAUCAAUACAUUAUAUAUACUUUUCAGAAUAAAGAUUAUGUAUCAUC
This is a messenger RNA of Balaenoptera musculus (blue whale), 3140 nucleotides long. It is a transcript of the gene BBS4, whose product is annotated as Bardet-Biedl syndrome 4. The record is from RefSeq and is a predicted model, not a curated record. Gene Ontology annotation, molecular function: protein binding. Gene Ontology annotation, biological process: protein localization to cilium; cilium assembly. The coding region runs from base 780 to 2333 and encodes 517 amino acids. NCBI's taxonomy places the organism in Eukaryota, Metazoa, Chordata, Mammalia, Artiodactyla, Balaenopteridae. Gene Ontology annotation, cellular component: ciliary basal body. The transcript has 16 exons.